UUCAACUGGCCUCUCUGGUUCCUGCGCGCAGUGCCACGUUAGUAGCGGCAUACACAAAAUACAGGCUACCGCACAGCAAUCGAAAUAUUAAUAUUACUCAAAUCGCAAUCUCUCAUUUACUCAGAUAAAACUAGUUGUUCACGGCACUGCGACCCCCUGCCUCUCAGUUUUCACUAUCAAAGACUAGCAUAAGUAUGUUGAAGUUUUUGUUACUCUGUGCACUAGCCGUGGCUAGCAGGGCUGAUGUUGCCGAAGAAGAUGAUGUCUUGGUUUUGAAGAAAAGUAACUUUGAAGAGGCACUAAAGGCGCACCCCAACAUUCUGGUUGAAUUCUAUGCCCCGUGGUGCGGACACUGUAAGGCCCUGGCGCCCGAGUAUGCCAAAGCAGCGGGCAUACUGAAGGGCGAGGGGUCCGAGAUCCGCUUGGGCAAAGUGGACGCCACCGAGGAGGCGGACCUGGCGCAGGAGUACGGGGUGCGUGGGUACCCCACCAUCAAAUUCUUCAAGGGAGGAGAGAAGGAGUCGCCAAAAGAAUACUCAGCCGGCAGGCAGGCCGACGACAUCGUGAGCUGGCUGAAGAAGCGCACGGGCCCGGCGGCCGCCACCCUGACCGAAGUCGCGCAGGCGGAGGCCCUGAUCGCCGACGGCGAAGUCGCGGUCAUCGGCUUCUUCAAGGACGCCGAGUCUGAGGGUGCCAAGGCCUUCAUGAAGGCGGCAGAAGCCAUCGAUGACAUUCCAUUUGGCAUCACUUCCGACGACGCCCUGUUCUCCAAAUUCGAACUGUCCAAGGAUGGCGUCGUCCUCUUCAAGAAGUUUGAUGAGGGUCGCAACACCUUUGACGGAGAGCUCAGCAAGGAGAACCUCCUUGGGUUCAUCAAGGCGAACCAGCUGCCCCUGGUCAUUGAGUUCACCGAGCAGACUGCCCCCAAGAUCUUUGGAGGAGAUAUCAAGUCCCACAUCCUGAUGUUUCUGCCAAAGGCUGCCUCCGACUUCCAAGACAAAAUGGACCAAUUCAAGAAGGCUGCAGAGGGCUUCAAGGGCAAGAUCCUUUUCAUCUUCAUCGACAGCGACCUGGAAGACAAUCAGCGGAUCCUGGAGUUCUUCGGCCUGAAGAAGGAGGAGUGCCCGGCCGUCCGCCUCAUCACCCUGGAGGACGAGAUGACCAAGUACAAGCCCGAGAGCGAGGACAUCACCGCGGAGAACAUCGUGGCGUUCUGCACCCUCUUCGCGGAGGGAAAGCUCAAGCCUCACCUGAUGAGCCAGGACAUCUCCGAGGACUGGGACAAGAACCCCGUCAAGGUCCUGGUCGGAAAGAACUUUGAGGAGGUGGCCUUCGACCCCACCAAGGACGUCUUCAUCGAAUUCUAUGCACCCUGGUGUGGACACUGCAAGCAGCUGGCUCCCAUCUGGGAUAAGCUGGGUGAGAAGUACAAGGACAGCAGUAACAUCAUUGUGGCGAAGAUGGACUCCACCGCCAACGAGAUCGAAGCUGUCAAGGUCCACAGCUUCCCCACGCUCAAGUUCUUCCCUGCUGGGGAGGAUCGCAAGGUGAUCGACUACAACGGGGAGAGGACCCUGGAGGGCUUCACCAAGUUCCUGGAGAGCGGGGGCAAGGAGGGCGGCGCACCAGCAGGAGAAGAGGACGAGGAAGACGAUCUGGGCGACAUGGACGACCAGCAGGAAGGGGAGGAUUCCGACGGCGAGGACGGGCACGACGAGUUGUAGGAGACAGCCGGAAGAGACGCACCCCUCCCCACCGCCCCCCGCCCCAAACCCCACCCCCC
Messenger RNA from Anguilla anguilla (European eel), 1783 nucleotides. It is a transcript of the gene p4hb, whose product is annotated as prolyl 4-hydroxylase, beta polypeptide. The record is from RefSeq and is a predicted model, not a curated record. Gene Ontology annotation, biological process: response to endoplasmic reticulum stress; protein folding. The transcript is spliced from 11 exons. Lineage: Eukaryota; Metazoa; Chordata; Actinopteri; Anguilliformes; Anguillidae. Gene Ontology annotation, cellular component: endoplasmic reticulum. Gene Ontology annotation, molecular function: protein disulfide isomerase activity. The coding region runs from base 195 to 1724 and encodes 509 amino acids.